AUGUCGUCCACUGAAAUGACCACACUUGAAAUUCAGACAACAGCGUUGACCACGAUCCGAGGUAUCGUUACUAGGGAGCAAUACAUCAUUAUCUUGGAGUACGCUAUUGAGAUGGGGACAUUUCUAUCAUUUUGGGGAAUAAUUUCAAACAUCAUCGUCAUUAAAACAUUCGUAGAGAUGGGAAUUUAUGAUGGUGUCGUAGUGUCUUUUCUUUCUUUGGCCAUCUUUGAUUUGAUAUAUCUUUUCGCAGGUUUAUGUCUUAUGAUAACAGUGACUCUUCAUGUUGCAGAACUCAGAUCAUCUAUAUUUCUUCCAAUACAACCUCUGGGUUUGUCUAUUUAUUUUACUAGUAUAAUGAUUAUUCUCAACGUAAUCAAUAUUCUGACCAGAACAUAUAUAGCAAUUGCUCGCAGUAUGUGCGUUGCUAAACCUCUACAGUUCAAGAAUGCAUUCACUCGGAAGAGAUCAGUCUUCUUCCUGAUUUGUUUCACUAUUUCUUCAAUAGUCAUCUACUCUCCGAUUUUAGCCAACAUGGGAAUGUCAAUGAAGUUCGACAAACUGGCCAACAGGUCUCGACUAAUCUGGUGGGAAUCUCCUGCGCGGGAAACUGUCAAGGAAGUCGUCUGGAUAUUUACUGAAGUCAUUUUACCUUUGACCACAGAAUUUAUAGUAAUAUUUUGUGUAAUUCUCAUGUCUACCAGUCUUCGAGCAAGUUCCAGAUUCAGACAGUCUUCGACAGCAGUAUCUAGGAAAGUGUAUGAAGAAGUCAUUAAAACUAAAAUCUGUUUGAAAAAAGAAGUUGCAGACGGUGCUAUGAAAAGUGUUCUUCCACACAAGCGGUCCAACAAGGAAGUACGUGUGGUCCAGCAAGUGGUUCUAAUAUCGGUUGUAUACGUUCUUUGCAACAUACCAAAACUGUUUAUCAGCAUUGGGUCAAUGAGUGAGCCCACAUUCACUAUCGGUAAACAAAAUGCAUAUUUGUACCUGUCCCUUAACGGUAUUCGGACUCAUUUUGAAGAGCUGAACUCAGCAGUAAAUCUGCUUAUUUACUAUAAGUAUAACACUAAAUUUCGAAAUACAUUAUUUCGCACGUUUAGGCAAUGUAUAGCUAAAAGGUAA
Candidula unifasciata is the source of this 1119-nucleotide messenger RNA. NCBI's taxonomy places the organism in Eukaryota, Metazoa, Mollusca, Gastropoda, Stylommatophora, Geomitridae. The record is from the annotation of a GenBank genome assembly.